Coregonus clupeaformis (lake whitefish) is the source of this 2906-nucleotide messenger RNA. RefSeq names its product E3 ubiquitin-protein ligase rififylin. NCBI's taxonomy places the organism in Eukaryota, Metazoa, Chordata, Actinopteri, Salmoniformes, Salmonidae. The coding region runs from base 186 to 1235 and encodes 349 amino acids. The record is from RefSeq and is a predicted model, not a curated record. Gene Ontology annotation, biological process: protein K48-linked ubiquitination; proteasome-mediated ubiquitin-dependent protein catabolic process; negative regulation of extrinsic apoptotic signaling pathway via death domain receptors. Gene Ontology annotation, molecular function: ubiquitin protein ligase activity. Gene Ontology annotation, cellular component: plasma membrane; cytoplasm. The transcript has 7 exons.
UAGAUUUUUUGCCAACCAGUUGUAUGGCCAGACAUCGAACAACACAGUGGACCAAACAUACGCCAAAAACCUGGCUUUGAGACAUCGCAUGUGUGUGAUUGAUUCAACAUUGAUGCCAAACUGAACUCAGCAAUACGAGAUGGCCGUUACAAAGAGGAUUUGCUCCGGGUCACCCAGACAGGAGCAUGUGGACAUCCUGUUGUAGCUGGUCCUGUUUGGAACCCACCGCCACAGUGGAUGAAAACGGCAGCUCAUGGCGCCAGGCCUACACAAACUCGGGCAACAGCCAAUCCCCGACCUCUCCCGAACAUUUGUGCAAGGCCUGCGGGGGCCAUUUUGACACCAUCGCUAUAAAGCAUGUCUGUGUGGACUGCAAGAAGAACUUCUGUGGCAGCUGCUCGGUGCAGCUGGAGCCGCCACGCCCGCGCCUCUGCCACACAUGUCAGCGCUUUCAUGGAACCCUCUUCGACCGCGCCCAGUUGAUGCGACUCAAGGUGCGGGAGCUGCGCGACUACCUCCACCUGCACGAGGUGCCCACCCAGACGUGCAGAGAAAAGGAGGAGCUGGUUGAGCUGGUCCUGGGCCAGCAGACCCCCAGCACGAGCAGAAGCAGUGAGACUGUAUCCUCCCAGCCCGGGGCUCACAACAACAUCCCCUCCUCAGACACACCGUCCCCUCCCCAGACACAGGGCCCUACUAGCCCCGACACAUUGAGCCCAGAGCAGCCAGAACAAUCAGCCCCUGAGGCAGAGCCGGAGUCAGAGCAGAUCUCUGAGGAGGAGGAUGAUGAAGAAGAAGAGGAGGACGAUGAUGAAGAGUCAUCGGACAGCGAGGAGACCCUGAUGCCCGGCCGCAGGGCCUCUCUGUCUGACCUGAGCCGCGUGGAGGACAUCGAGGGCCUGAGCGUGCGCCAGCUUAAGGAGAUCUUGGCCCGCAACUUUGUCAACUACAAAGGCUGCUGCGAGAAGUGGGAGCUGAUGGAGAGGGUCACCCGCCUCUACAAUGACCAGAAGGACCUCCAGAACCUAGUUUCAAAUACAAAAAAUGAAGAAGACCCAGCGGCUCCCAAGAGCCAGGAGGAGAACAUCUGUCGGAUCUGCAUGGACUCUCCCAUUGACUGUGUGCUGCUGGAGUGCGGCCACAUGGUCACCUGCAGCAAGUGUGGCAAGCGCAUGAGCGAGUGCCCCAUCUGCAGGCAGUACGUGGUACGGGCGGUGCACGUCUUCAGGUCCUGAUGCAUGGCCACAAGGAGGGACACAGUGGACAAAGGACAAAAUGGCAUUGCUGCCACUACUGCUCAGAGAUGGUAUAUCUUACAAGAAUACACUCUAUAAUGCACACUCUCACUCAUUCAAUCAGUCUUCCUCUUACUGGCAUUCCAGAGAAAUAACAUGUCUCCACUUUUCUGGGUUCUCUGUUUUUCUACUCCACCUGAACCUAUUAUUUCUGCACUAUCAGCAUUUUACAAGAACUCAAUAUUUCAGUACAAUAACUUUGUUGUUCAAAAGAGUUAGGUAUCAUGUAUUCACAUUGGUGCCAGUCAAACACCAAACUAUAUUGGCACUUUGCAUGGGAGGGCAGCAGUACCUUUUCAAAUACUGAGGUUAUUGGGUAGAGAUCAUGUUUCUUUCAACCCCACACACAGGCAAGGUUAUAUUGCAUUUUUCUGUCUUUGCAUUUGUGUGCAUGGAGAAACACAACUAAGUUCCAUAGCUGAGAAACAGAGGGCCUUACUAGAGAGGGCAUCGAAUAACAAGCAAUGUGCUCACUCAAAAGUAUUUGUUCUAGCAAUGAAUGAAAUGCUGAAUCCUGGUAAGAGAGGGAACAUGUUAGGCUACUCUGUUCAUAUCAAUAGCAAAACAGACAGAGUGGCCAGAAUGGUGCUAUUUGACCAGUGAUGAACAACACUCAUAACAAAACAGAGAGAAUGGCCAAAAUGGUGCUACUUGACCAAUGGUAAGCAACACUCAGGGCCCCAUUUUGACCUUGCAAAUAAGCGGCAUUAGUGUGUGUAAUUUGUGCAUUAGGUGCCGCACGGAAUACUUGAAGUGAUAAGGUCUGUUUUGCGCCCUCCAAUUGUCACACUCCGAGUUCAUUACCUGCAACCCAGCUGUUCUUUUAAUUGGUUUUGUGGUCCAGAGAGCUAUCUUGAGGUUGCAGUGCACUUGCUAAGCAUAGAACCCAGGCCUUAUCUGUCUUAUUGGCUAUCCUUCAGACACAGAGCUGUGUGAUGGUUUAAACACAAGUGUCUGCUUGUAGCUCACUGAAAGUAUUUGAGGAGGGUCAAGGAGGGGAUAAUGCUUGGUUUAAUUCGCCCUUUUAUGGUCAAACUACUCUUUAACUUGCAGAUAUUGUAUAAAAACAGGAACAGAACACAUAUUGACUUGACAGUAAUAGACAGUUAAUAGUUCUGUAAAUGAGCCACAAUGGGGACAUUUUCUGAAAUGUAAACCAUACACAGUAGAUAUGCAUUUUUUUAAAUUCUCUGUAUAUCAUAAAUUGUUUGCUGUUGUUUGAAGUUGGUUCCAUGACCUUACCCCAAAUUAGGUUUGGGGUGAAGAGAACUGACCUCGUUUAGCAGAAUGUCUCCAUUCCAAGGCUCUCACAACCUCUCUCUUAUCAGCAAGUGCCCCAGAACAGAGUGCUCAUUGACUUAGCUGACGUAGUGUACUGAAUGCACUCAUUUCCUAAUGGCAAGUUGAUGAACUGUUUUAACUACUAGUUUAUCAGAACAUCACAGUUUUCUGCAAAUUUACUUUGUUUGUGGGGGUGUUUUUAAAGCUAGAAUCCUUAAUUGAACCAAUAACAAAGCGACACCCUGCCUCUGUUUCAGUAUAAAGCUGAGGGAUGGGCCUGGAGAAAUGUAACCACUCUCAGAUUCAUAGACAGAGCUAAGGACUGACCAU